AUGUUUGGGACAUUUAUGAAUGUUGCGCGACAUGAAGGAUUUCUGGCGCUAUAUAGUGGGCUCUCAGCAAGUCUACUGCGACAAGCAACAUACUCAACAACCCGCUUUGGCGUCUAUGAAAAACUCAAGACUCACUUUACGUCCAAUGGCGAGAAGCUUUCAUUCCCCAAGCUUGUCCUGAUAGCCUCAAUCUCUGGCUGGGUCGGUGGAGCCGCUGGUAACCCGGCAGAUGUGAUAAAUGUUCGCAUGCAAUCAGAUCUCGCCUCGCCUCCGCACCUCAGGCGGAAUUAUAAGCAUGCAAUCGACGGCCUUGUCAGCAUGGGUCGCAACGAGGGGCCGAGCUCGCUGUUCAGGGGAGUAUGGCCGAACACUGUCCGAGCUGCGCUGAUGACGGCCGCACAGCUGGCGACGUAUGACCAGUUCAAGUCAUACCUGCUGCUGUUGCCAAUAUUCAACGAUGGGAUGGCGACCCAUUUCACGGCGAGCUUGUUGAGUGGGUUGGUGGCGACCACAAUAUGCUCGCCGGUUGAUGUAAUCAAGACGAGGGUUAUGGCAGGAACGAGGACAGAUGGAGUGUGGACUUUGGUGAGAGAGAUCACCAAGGCGGAAGGCUUGAGGUGGAUUUUUAGGGGCUGGGUGCCGAGCUUUAUGAGGCUUGGGCCGCAGACAAUUUUGACGUUUAUUGCGCUGGAGCAGCAUAAAAAAGUCUGGAGAUGGAUGCAUGAGGAGAGGCGGUCGAGUGUGACCCUCUGA
Messenger RNA from Morchella sextelata, 753 nucleotides. RefSeq lists its product as uncharacterized. Gene Ontology annotation, cellular component: mitochondrial membrane. NCBI's taxonomy places the organism in Eukaryota, Fungi, Ascomycota, Pezizomycetes, Pezizales, Morchellaceae. Bases 1 to 753 code for a protein of 250 amino acids. The record is from RefSeq and is a predicted model, not a curated record. Gene Ontology annotation, biological process: mitochondrial transport; malate transmembrane transport; phosphate ion transmembrane transport. The transcript has 5 exons. Gene Ontology annotation, molecular function: malate transmembrane transporter activity; antiporter activity; sulfate transmembrane transporter activity.